UGCGCAAAAGCUUGAAUUUUUUCAUCAGAAAGGGAAGAAAAAGUCUUCCACAUUAGCUUUUGCGACAGGAAUUUGUUUUCUUUUUUGCUGUUUUAAUUUUGGGCAAAGGGAAGCAGGCAAAGGUUUCAAAGGAACUAAAAUGCAGCGGGAAAGACAACAAGAGCAAGUUGAACACGACGAGUCGAUGGAAGAAAAUGUGGGACCAUUGCCCAUCAACAAACUUGAGGUAACACUAUUAGAUAAAACUAAUGUACUGCACCAAAAGAGGGAAGACUAUAUCUUCUAUCUUUUAAGGAUAAAAGUUUGAAUAGAAAAUUAAGGCAGAAGGAAACUGUACUUACUGCGUAUCAAUUUUUCUUAUUCAAGAACCGUGUUGCAUAAUUAAGCAUACUGAUAAUUAACAAAACAUCCAAGGUACUUUCUUGCAGCCAGAGGCAAAUAAGAAUGUCUGCUCUGUCACCUGGCUGAAUGCUCAAACACUGUUGCAAAAAAAUGGUUUUCCAAUAGUGUUAGAACGUGAAAAGAUGAUUUAUCUUUACUGAAUGCUGGAUGUGUAGGCAGCAGCAAUGGCGAUGCUUGAACGAGCAAAUUUUUGUAUUGAUAAUUGGGUUGUAUAUUUACAGCAGCGUCAUAAGCCAGGGUUAAAGAUUCAGAAGAGCAGUCAUGGUUUUAAUUAUCAUGAAAGGCACCCUUGUAAACAAAGCCUUUAACUGCUGGUCUUCUUGAAGGAAUAAAAAUGGAAUGUCUCUCUGCCACACAGUCUCCCUUAGCCAUCGCUGGAUUCUAACAAGUUUUAGUAAUUUCUGCUUUAUUUUAUUUGACAUCAGGAGCAUGGAAUUAGUGCUACAGAUGUAAAAAAGUUACAAGAAGCAGGUUUCCAUACCAUAGAGUCAGUAGCUUAUACCCCGAAAAAAGCCCUGCUCGCUAUAAAAGGAAUAAGCGAGGCAAAAGCAGAUAAAGUGCUCAAUGAAUCUUUUAAACUUGUACCGAUGGGGUUCACUACUGCCACUGAAUUCCACACACGACGAAAAGAACUGCUCAUGGUUACAACAGGCUCAAAAGAGUUGGAUAAACUUAUGCAAGGUAAGAUGUUUUCAUAUCUUAGUAAAAGUAAUAUACAUUUAACACUUUUGAAACAUCAAAACACAGUACAGGGUGUCUGAUACCUUAGUUGAGAAAUAGGUUGACAAGCAAUGUUAUUGAAUGAAAAUUAGUAUACAAGUAGCUUGGGACAUCUCAUUGCUCCAAGCUGCCAACAAUGUGGAAAGUCCCAAUAGUUGUAGUUAGUGAGAGCGAUGGCAGGUGACUACAUUGUACAUGUAUGCUUGUAAGCUACAUAAAAUCCACGACCUCCUUUGACAAUUAUUUUGAUAAUCAUUGUACUGUGCUAGGUAUUCUGUUGAAGAAAUAAUACUUACUGGAGAUAUGUAAAAGAAACCAUCUCCCAGAGAACAGAGCUGUGCUCUAGCAUUUCCCAGUGGCCCAUCAGAGUGAGAUGAAAAUUUAAAAAAAUUACUGCUUGCCUUUCAGAAAAGCUGUGCUAAAGUUUCCUAGCCCUGGAGCCAUGCAGCUGGCCUACCAGUCCCCCUUUUCACUGACAUUUAAUUUUUCUAGGCAAAGGUUGCUUGCUUGUUGAGCUACUUGAAAUAAAAGCCUAGCCUUCAGGACAGGUUGCUCCCUAGCCCUAGGCUAUCAGACAGCACUUCCAACAUGCUCUGCCCAUGCUGACUCUUUUUUUGCCCUUUGUGACAAUAAAAUUCUUACUUAAUAAUGUAUGGAUUUGAUCUGCAGGUGGCAUUGAAACAGGAAGCAUAACAGAAAUUUUUGGAGAGUUUCGUACUGGAAAAACACAGCUCUGUCAUACUAUGGCAGUAACGUGCCAGGUAUAACAUUUUUAAGGUUAACAGUGACAUACAUGUACAUUUCAGCUGUUACCAUGGAAGGAAGGUUGCAAUACGCCUUACGAUUAUUCUAACUAAUUGUAUGAGCAUCUUUGGAAGAUUAACAAUAACCUUGAACAGAAGCAUAUAUGUUUCUGCCUUUAAUAAACAUCUUGUGAUCGGCUCUAGAAGAUAAUAUACAUGUACAUGUAAUACCUCAGGUAAAGUAGCCUACGUGUAGUCACACCCUCCCCCCGACAAAGGAAAAACAGAGAGAUUGAGCAUCUUUGUUGGGGGGAGGGUGCGGCUACACGUAGGCUAUAGGUAUUUGCUAUGAGGUGUGGGAUAUGCUGGUCUGUGAUGUCAUCUAAAAUGUUUUGUUCUUGCCUUGCUUGUAUUGAAUAGAAAAGUGCAUAAAAAUGGCACUUUUAGGACUGGCAUUUAAGAUUAUUUUUGAACAGAAACUGAAAAAAAAUCCAUUUAAAUGGCCAGUCACAUUGUCGUACUAUGUACUGCACGUGAUUGUAUUCUCGUAAUCAUAAGCAACCAAAUUUUUUUAUUAUGACAAAGGUUUUCUAUUUUGUUUAUGAAGGAAUGCAGUUAUUUAGAAAUAAUAUUUCUUUGAAAUAUCAGAGGAAUAUACCUCAAUAAGGCAAUUAGCAAACAAGAACACAUCCUUGUAUAAUUGCAAUAUUAUUUUGUAUUUGAUUUUGUAGCUUCCUGUUGAGUAUGGUGGAGCAGAGGGUAAAUGUAUGUAUAUUGACACGGAAGGAACAUUCAGACCUGAGAGACUGGUAGCUGUGGCUGAUAGGUAACAAUAUACAGUAGACUGAAAAAUACAUCAUUCUAAAUACACUGUACAGUCAACUCUUGCCUUGUAGACACCCCGCUAUAACUGACAACUCAAUAAAACAGACAGCAGCUAAAUCCCCGGCGAAGAGAAAUAAUUUAUUACAGACCUUCGAAUGGAAUAAACUCCUGCUAUUAUGAACUCUCACUGAUGAGACCACUAUCUUGAGGGUCCCUACAGUGUCGGCAAUAAAGGGAGUUGACUGUAUGUAGAACUUUAUAGUGAUUUUACAGUUACUGUAUUAUUCUUAAAUGAAGGAUGAUCAUGGCAGUUAUAUAUGCAACUUUUGCAGUUGCGAAAAGAAAGCCUGAAAAAAAAUUCAGGUUUGUACGGGAUUCGAACCCUUGACCUCUGUACCGGUGCAGUGCUCUAGGGUUAAGGGUUCGAAUCCUGUACAAGCCUGAAUUUUUUUCAGGCGUUCUUUUGGCAACUGCAAAAGUUGCAUAUGUAACUACGAUGAUCAUCCUUCAUUUAAUUCUUCUCUCUGCAGUUCACAUAUAUGAUUUAUAUACAGCUAUUUCGAGAAAGGUUGUCGGAUAAAGCGCACGCGACAACCCCGAAAGGUAUUGUGGGUGGUUUUGAGUGCACUGUUUUUCAAGGAAAUUUGAAAGAAGGGCACGAGAGGCCAUGGACAUAUGUCUGCGAGUGCUAAAGGAAAGCAACAAAAGUAGGUUCGACAGCUGCAGUGUCAGGAACAGUGUAUUGAACAUAUCCCAAAUUACCUUUCGGGAUUGUCCCGUGCACAUUUUUUCCGACAACUUUUCUCGAAAUAGAUGUAUAUUCAAAACAUGUACUAAAUAAAGAACAUCCCCUAAACUACAAUAUCAUAUAAAUCCAGACAUGUACAGAGUGUUUGUGCAUGCAUUGACUUAUACAUACAACAAUGAUAAUAAAUAGUAGGGACUCUGUAAUGAUUGUUUUUGUCUUACUCACUGUCCGUCAGGUAUGGGUUGAGAGGUGAAGAAGUGCUUGACAAUGUAGCAUAUGCCCGAGCCUAUAAUUCAGACCACCAAUCACAGCUAUUGCUAACUGCAGCCGCCAUGUUGUCCGAGUCAAGGUACUGUACAUUAUCCGAAUGUAUUGAUCAAUAUAAUAAUUUAAUAGUACUCGCAUAAUAACAUAUUAUUACUCUUAAUAAUAAUAAUAAUAAUACAAUAUUUAUAGAGCACUAAUUCCCAAUGGUCCAAAAGCGCUUUAAAUGAUAGGUAAUAAUAACUGUUUUAUAAUAUUGUUGAGUUCCGACUUUCUAAAUUGCAUUUAAGUGCAUAAUUUCAUAAUACAAUAUAUUUAGUGAAAUCAUAAUACAUUUGUACAAGAUCAAUAAAAGGGUAAUAUUUAAAUAUAAUAAUUAAAAUGUAGUCGUAAUUAUAAUGUCUUCUCAUGUAUAUAUGAAUAAAAAUGUCACUAUUUGUAAGAUUAUAGUUAUUAUUAAGUUUUAAUACACUAUUGGCAUUAUUGUAAUGUAAUUUAAAAAAAAAAAUGGUGUAAACCAGGUGCCAACAAAAAGCCUGAAUUGUAUCAAUCACAGUAACUCACUAAAAUUAAUGACAAGUUAGGGAUACAGUUACAGGGGAUUAUCUGACCUAGUCCUAUCCAACAGGUUUUGGCAGUGGCUGUGUUAACCACUAUAUAUAUGAUAUUGUUCCAUCUUGUCAGAUAUGCUCUCUUGAUAGUGGACAGUGCAACAGCAUUAUAUCGCACAGACUACUCAGGAAGAGGAGAACUCUCAGCUCGUCAGAUGCACCUUGCACGGUUUUUGAGGACCCUUCUUAAACUUGCAGAUGAGGUAAGAAGCGGUAAAGACUUGGCUGAUAAAAUACAAUACGUUAAUCUUAAAUCUUAAAUGCAAUCUGAUUUGGGUGAAUACCUGCAUGUAUGCUUACUAAAAUACAUUAUGUACCUGUUAGCUGUACAUUGUAUUCAUUUCCUCUUCCAUCGUCAAAUAAUUUCCAAUGCAGCUUGUUCAGUUUAUGCUACAGGGUAUAAUCAUCUCAUGCACAGUUAUGACAGUGGGUCAUUACAUGAUCUUAGACCAACUAGAACAUGCAGGUUGCCUUUAAUAAUCGCCCGCAUAAUAUCCAAAAAAAAUUUCAUGGACUAAAGAACAUAAACUAAAAAUUCACUUUUUGGUCAGUUUGGUGUUGCUGUAGUUAUAACAAACCAAGUGGUAGCUCAGGUGGAUGGAGCAUCUAUGUUUCAAGCAGAUCCUAAAAAGCCAAUUGGUGGCAACAUUAUGGCUCAUGCCUCUACAACAAGGUAAGCAUAUUGCACAUGUAUGAUGUACACGUACAGUUUCAACCAGUAUAAGGUACCCUGUGAUCAUUAAUUACAGUAUUUGAUACCUCCCAUGGAGAAUUUGUCACAGCCACCUCAGGGCUGUCAUUAAAUUUAAAAAGGAAGUAGUUGGUCAUUCAUCUAACAAAUCCUCCUAUAUUUGACUUAUUUUCAAACUUAGAGUUGCCGGCUGAUUUCACUGAAGUAGCCAGCUAAAAAAGCCAGCUGCCGGCUAGUAAUGACAGCCCUAAACAGCAUACUUGUUCUAUUAUAGUCUUGACAAAGUUUUGGAAGCAAAAUGCCUUUUUUUGGUUUCAAAAGGAUAAAAAUACAAACUUGUAUAUUGAUGGCACAAAAACAAAUGGAAAUAAGGAGAAACAUUGGAUAAUGAUAUUUAUAAAAUAAAGAAGGAAUUAUUUUUAUAGUUACAAAAAUAAUUGUAACAGAAUUUACAGUGCUACUCUACAUAUAUAUUCUGUUCAUGCUUUUAUUUCCCAGAUGAUCAAAGACAACAACAAAUCAUUCAAAAAGACUCUUAAUUUGUAAUGUAUUGUUUGCAGGUUGUACUUACGUAAAGGAAGAGGAGAAACAAGAAUCUGCAAGAUCUAUGAUUCGCCGUGCCUCCCAGAAGCAGAGGCCAUGUUUGCAAUAAAUGCCGAUGGAGUGGGUGACGCAAAGGAUUAAAUACAUCAGAGAGCAAAUGAAACUAUAAAUAAUUUACUACAACUGAAAGUGAACAUACAUGUAUUGUACUUUAGAUGAAUUAUAAGGAAACAAGAAUGCCAAGGUUGCCUUUUGUUUGGAUUUUUGCCUGUUAACAAGUUUUGUGUAGCAUCGGCCGCCCAUUAUACACUUUUCCAGCUGAAGGCUAACUUUAGUAGGAUGUAUGUUAAGGCUUAGCAAAAGAAACAGUGUUAAAAAUUGUAUUGAAAGUGCACAGGGCAGGAUGACACUGUACACUCUCUUUCCUUGAGUAAGAGCCCAUGCUCUCUAAUAAGUGCCUUCCACUGGAUAAACCCCACCCACUCGCCAAUACGAACUGAUAAGCACCCCAGAGUACAGUAAAGUUCCGAAAGUAACAACCCUCAUUGCUUUUGUAUUUUGUAUUUUGUAUUUUUUUCGCAAAAAGGGAAAUUAGUUUUGAGGUCUCUACUUUCGGAGGGUAAUUAUUUUCUGGGGGAUUGCUACUUUUGGGAUUUGUGAAUGCCUGUGACAUUUUAUCACUACUUUCGGAAGUUCCCUACUUUUAAGGGGUCGUUACUUCUGGAACUUUAUGGUACAUUAAUAGAAGAACAAGGUUGAUGACUAAACUGAAUUAACUAUUCUUUGUAUUCAUACUGCUUGUUUGUUUUGCCAAAAAUGAACAUAAGUAAUCAUGUCCAUAAAUAGAUGGUUCAUGUA
This is a messenger RNA of Porites lobata, 6405 nucleotides long. The record is from the annotation of a GenBank genome assembly. NCBI's taxonomy places the organism in Eukaryota, Metazoa, Cnidaria, Anthozoa, Scleractinia, Poritidae.